GCAGGGUCGCACGAAAAGAGCACCUGAAAAAAUACCUGACGCCCGCCAAAGUGCGCUUUUGUGCCAUCCGCAGCUCAGAGUUACAAUUGUUUUAAUCGAAUAGAAAAGUGAUUAUAAGUGCGCUUUAAUUGGGCGGCAAUCAAUAUAAAUAAUUGAGUGUUUUCAAUUCAUCGCAACCCACGCACAAUAGCAAAAAAAAUUCCGUCGCGCGAUACUUAAUGGAUGCAGCUCCAUGUGGCCCCUCCGCCACCAACGACAUCUGCUAGCGGCGGCGGUCUCUCUCUGCUGUCUGUUGGCCAUCUUCGUCCAGCCGGCCCUCUCGGAUGAGCCUCCCCCGCCAGCACCCGCGUCCUCCAGUUCCGGUCGCCCCCAGAAUUCCACGGAGGAGGCCAUGCCAACUGAAGCCCUGGCAGACAGCAGCGUAAAAGAGCUUAAUCAGCAGGCAGCCGGGCAACUCAUCCGCGAGGUCAUUGAAGGUCCCGGCCUGGACGGCGAACUGCAGGAGAACCCAGCUCUGGACAGGGAAAUUGAGGCCAAGGGGUUGGAAAAGGAAACAGUGUUUGUGGGUGUUCCACGCUUUCUGCCCACUGUGCUGCCCCAGAGGGACUCGGACAGUCCCACCAACGGACAUGGCUACAUCCAAUUCGAGAUCAACGAUGAGCUGCCCGUAGAAGUGGCUCGUCGGCAAAGACCAAUUGAGCAGACCGUAACUCGCUCGCGAACGGAUACUGUCAACGAGGUGCUGUCCAAUCUUUUUCCCAAGGGAUUCUCGGACAUUUUCCGCUUGAGUGGGAACACAAAGGAAACCACCAGCACAGCCACUACCACCACAACCAAUAAGGCGGUGGCUCGGCCCACAGUGGUGGAGGUGAUCAGCACCACCGAGACGGUGACCACAGAACAGACAACGGAAGCCCCAGUCUCGAAUGCCACCUACUACAGCUACCAAACGACCGUCACGAAGGAGUACCGCCGGGAGCUGGGGCCAGGCCACACGGAGAUCGUAGUGGAGCAGAUCCGGGAUCCUCAGUUCCGGGACGGCAGCAACCACAUUUCGCGGGAUGAGCUGCUGAGGAUAAACCGUGCAGCUGUUGCGGCUCCAGUGCUGCCCAGCUUGCUGCUCCAACCGGAGGGCGAUGACAAUGAGACCCUGGUGGCGGCAGAAAGUGCUCCAAUUGUUAUCCUGGGCGAAAACGAAGGCGAGCUGGAGGAGGGUCAGCUGGUCAAUGAUAACCAGAUCGCGGAGACUCGCCACGUGGGCCGGGAGGCGUACCAGCAGCGUCUGCCGGCUCCAGUUCUCAAUGGCAUCGAGAGCUAUGCAAACCAGAAGGGACCUGGUCAGGACCAGGAGAUCAAUGUGCACAUCGUGCACGACGAGUCCUUGGGAAAACCUCAGCUGGGCAUGGGAAAGGCAGCCAAGGAGCAGAUACACGUGCAUCAGCCCCAGCACGCCUUGGAUCACUUCCAAGCCCACAGUGAGCAGAGAUUCCAGCAGCAUCACCCAAGUCAGGAGGCCCCUUCUCGCCAGUUCCUCAAGAGCUUUAAUCCUAUUGUCUCGGGCAGUGGCGACGGACCCCUACCGAAGGGUAGCUUCCACUACGAGGUGCAGAGUGCUCCGCAGCCGACGAAUCCGGGGGCACCGAAGAAGGGAGACUACGCCGAGCACUUCUUGAGACCAGCCUCCCAGUUGGCCUACCAACAGGAGAUCAGUCGGGUGAACCCAGAGGUGCAGCAUCAGCCGGAAUCGCUGCACACCAAGGCCAUUUCCUCGCCCUCACCUUCUCCGAAGUCGCAGCAAUCCGGUUAUGCAGGUCCAACCUCUGUGUCGGCCACUCCAAACAGCCUGGUGUUUGUCACCUUGAAUACACCAAGUCCGACUCAUUCCUCACCCGAACCUUCUGAGGCUCCUGCGCCCAUGGAGCCAGGUGUUCAGAUCACCGUCAAUCAUCCGGCUCCACACAAUUACGUGGUCGAGGCAGCAGCAGAGCCCUCACAGCACAACGUCCAGCAUGCUCCUGCGCCGGCUGCCAAGAAGUCCAGUCCGUAUACUUUUGUGGAGGUGCAGAAGUCUGUGAACAUACACAACAAGCUGAUCACGGAGAAGGACGGACGAUUGGUAGAACAGCACGAGACGAUUUAUAACCAGCCCUAUCUGCAUAACCAGUUGUCACAGGCUGCUCCAGCUGAUCCUCCGAAAAACUAUGCCUCCCUAGCUACGAAUCCCAUCCACGUUGAAUACGACAAUUCGCCCCAGGAGGUGGCCAUCUCGCACGCUGCCAUCCAUUUGGACACUGAGCAUUCCGGGCACUCAGUUCAUGGUCCUGUUCAACAAAUGGCUCACCCGGGUCCUGUUUAUGCGUCUGCUCACUAUGAACAUCCGGUGCAACCUCAGGAGAAUCAAGUCCAUCAGAAUCACCAGAUCCUUCAUGAGGUGGAUCAUGCACCUCAUCUUCAUCACGAUCAUCAGGUGCUUCCCGAGAAGGAUCAUGCUCUUCAGUUUCAUCACGAUCCCUUGGACCAUAAUGAACCCUUGUCUCUGCAACCCUAUCACGUGGACAACGACUAUCAGGUGAAACAAGUGGUGGAGAAGCACAUACCCAUUCCCUAUGCCGUCCCACAACCCGUACCGGUUCCCGUUCACGUAGAGCACUACGUGGAUCGUCCAUAUCCCGUGGAAACCAUUGUCGAACACCCUGUUCCUUAUCCUGUGGAGAGAGUGGUGGAGAAAAUCGUGGAGAAGCACGUGCCCGUAGAGGUGGAGCGAAUUGUGGAAAAGCCCGUGCAUGUGGAGAAGAUUGUGGAGAAGUUCGUGGACCGUCCGAUGGCCAUUCCGAUUCACGUCCCCGUUGCAAUUCACAUGCCCAUGCCACCAGGUCACUCCCCCCUCGGAUUUUCCCACCAGGCCCAUCCCAACUCCCUGACUCCCUGGUCGCAUUCGCUGGCUCACAUUCCGCCGAAGGUGCUGCAGAACUACUACACCAGGAUGCUGAAGAAGUUACUGCCCCAGCUCGCAGCCAAGUCCCCUGCCCCUCAGUCGCCGUCCCCCAAGGCGGUCAAGUUGAGCAAGCCUGUGGCAGGAGCCAAGCAACCAGUGAAACCCGUGAGGGGCGAGGCUCCCAAGGUGGCCACCUUCAGCUUGGCGGACAUGAAGUUCGACCUUCGACCUCCCCCGCCGCCACAGGGUUCGCCCUGGCUGCAGGGAGCCCGAUACAUAUACAACACGCUGCCCGCCGACUUGGCCACCGCCGCCGCCUCGGCUCCCGCCCAAAUGGUAAAGUCCUACAUUGGCCCGGUUCCAGCCACAACAUCGGGCAACUCUGACGCAGGGGAUGCCCCGCUGACCAACGAGUUCGAUGAGUUCCAGCGAUGGCGCAACGGACACUCCCUGAAACGCAGCCCCGAUUUCGGACGCAACCUGCAGCUGGAGUACGGAUUCAAGCCUCCUCUGGUGCCAUCUAUGGAAAUCGACGACAAGGGGAAUCCCCUCAAGCAGCCAGAUCAAACGGAGACGCAGUGACGAAGUUGUAGUGUGAGGAGAGCGGAGGAGAAAGCGUGCCAAAAUAUAAAGCUAUAGGAAUUAUUGUCUAUUUAUGUAA
Molecule: messenger RNA, 3596 nt
Organism: Drosophila biarmipes
Lineage: Eukaryota; Metazoa; Arthropoda; Insecta; Diptera; Drosophilidae
Exons: 5
Coding region: 233-3517 (1094 amino acids)
Source: RefSeq, a predicted model, not a curated record